AUGACAACAACAUAUCCUAGAAGAUUCGAAAACAAGGUUGCUAUUGUAACCGCUUCUUCAACUGGUAUAGGUUUGGAUAUAUCCAAGAGAUUAGCUUUAGAAGGAGCCACAGUUAUCAUCAACUCUCGUAGCCAAAAGAAUGUUACUGAAGCAGUAGAGAUGAUUAGAUAAUUAGGUGGAAAAGCUGAAGGUUUAGUUUGUCAUGCAGGAAAGCCUGAAGAUAGAUAAAAGCUCUUAUAAUUCGCUAAGGACAAGUUCGGAGGUGUUGAUAUCUUGAUCCCUAAUGCUGCAGUCUCCACCUUCAUGGGUGCUUUCACAGACACUCCGGAAUAGGCUAUGGAUAAAAUGUAUGAAAUUAAUUUUAAGGGUGUUCUCUUCCUUGUUCGUGAUGCUCUUCCCUUCAUGAGAGGUAGAAAAGGAGCUAACGUAAUUUUAGUAAGCUCACUCAGUGGUUAUGAAUAAGAAAACCUAAUUGGUUUUUAUGGUAUCACUAAGACCAUGGUUUUAGUUAUGAAUAAAUUGCUUGCAAGAGAACUUUAAUCAGAUGGUAUCCGUGUUAACUGUGUAGCCCCAGGUGUCAUUAAAACUAAAUUCUCCGAAGCCCUUUGGAAGGACAGAGAAUAACAAACAAUUCUUUCAGAAGGUGUUUCUCGUCUUGGAGUACCAGAAGAUGUAUCAAGUGCAGUUGCUUACCUUGCUAGUGAAGAAGCAUCAUUCAUUACUGGUGAAUGUCUUGCUAUGGCCGGUAAACCUUUAGUUAGAUUGUGA
This is a messenger RNA of Tetrahymena thermophila SB210, 768 nucleotides long. Its product is annotated as enoyl-(acyl carrier) reductase. The transcript has 4 exons. Lineage: Eukaryota; Ciliophora; Oligohymenophorea; Hymenostomatida; Tetrahymenidae. The record is from RefSeq and is a predicted model, not a curated record.